Messenger RNA from Pecten maximus, 1668 nucleotides. RefSeq names its product E3 SUMO-protein ligase KIAA1586-like. NCBI's taxonomy places the organism in Eukaryota, Metazoa, Mollusca, Bivalvia, Pectinida, Pectinidae. The record is from RefSeq and is a predicted model, not a curated record.
CCAAACCCACAGGCCCGACGGACCUAUGAAAUUUCAAAAAAGAAAAUUUUAUAUAUAAGGUAAUAAUUCAUCUAUCUUAAACACGAAGCCAUACUUUUUCAUCGCGGUAAAAUGGUAAAACUAAAAUACGAAGUCAUUGCAUGUCGUCACACAACAGUCGAAACACGGUAGAGGCUUACAGUUGAUCUUCCGGUCUAAGGGAAGUAACUCUAAUUUACCUAGAAAUACAUUUCCGGUUCGAAAAUGGCUGGCUUGCUCCGGUAUGUUGAUGGGGCAAAGCCCGGAAAAAAACUUGUAAUAGAAAGCAAGCAUAUUUCUUCAGACAAAAAGUAUGAAGAUAAGAGGGUGCGUAAAUUCCUGGCCGAAUGGAACAAGGGAAGGCCUUGGCUAAGGUACGAAAAUGACAAAAUGUAUUGUGAAUGUUGUCGGGAAAACGAAACUACCGGCGCUUUUUGUGUCGGCACAACAAACUUCAAACUGACUGCAGUUAAACAGCAUGAGAGCUGUAAUGUUCAUAAGAAAUUUGCUUUGAAAUAUUUAAGGCCAAAAACAGUCGAAAAAAGCCAGGCAGCGGAAUGUCUCAUGAAACUGAAAAAAGCAGAGUAUGACAGGCUUGUCAUAAAGUUCAGGACAGCACACGCUAUAGCAAAAUCUCAUCAGAGUUUUCGUUUUUACAACACUAUGUGUAGACUCGACAAAGCCAAGGGCCUUGACAUUGGCAGCUCAUACUUGAAUGACAAAUCGGCUUCAACUUUUGUACAGACUAUUGCUGAUGUUACCCAGGACAAUGUGAGAGAAAAGAUCCUCAAGUCCAAAUAUUUGAGCUUCACCUGUGAUGGCAGUACAGACUUCACUGGAGAGGAUAUGGAAAAUGUGUAUGUGCGUGUCGUUGUCGACGGAAUUGUUGAAGAUUUAUUUCUUUACAUUGGGACUGCUAAUUCUGCUGGAAGUGCAGAUAUUUUCAGAUUUCUGAUGGAGACAUUUGAUAAUCUGUCCUUGAAUGUAGAGGAAAAGGUCAUAGGGUUUUGUGCUGAUGGGGCCUCAAACAUGCAGGGUACAAAAACUGGUCUGGCAGCACUCCUAAAGGAGAAAUGGCCUCAUAUCUUCAUUACCCAUUGCUUGGCACAUCGCCUGGAGUUAGCCUUCAAGGAUGCUAUCAAGAAAUCUGCUGUUUAUGAUAAGAUGACUACUCUUCUUCUUGAAAUUUACUACCUGUACAGAAAAAGUCCAAAACAGAAAAAAAUAUUGGGCAGGGCAUUUGAGGCAUUGGGCAUGACAGUGAUUCUGCCAUCACAAGUUGGAGGAACCAGAUGGCUUCCCCACCUUCAGCGGGCUAUUUCUGCUUUUAUUAAGGGUUUCCGAGCAUUGUUUCAGCUUGAAACUUCCUCCCAUGACAACCCUAAGGCAGAAGGCCUUGCAAAGCUUGCAAGUGAUGGAAAUGUCAUCAUCUUCAUUCUCCAGUUAAAGAUGAUCAUCGGUGUCCUCGCAAGGUUGUCUCCGUAUCUGCAGCGCCGAGAACUUUGUAUAGGAGAUGCGUACAUGCGUGUGAAGGCUACUAAAGCUGAAUUGCUACAAAUACUUCAAUCUGAGUGUGAGGAAGUUGCCAACAUCUUGGUGUCCAAUGAGUAUCAGGACCAGAAGCUGACUUUCAAAGGACGAAAAACCUGA